AUGAGUGUUGAAGACAUAACUACGGAACAGUUAGAAGAUGCUACUAAAUCUUUUGUUUCAAUUGAGUCUGCCACUCAAAUAAGUAGAAGAUUUGUUAGGAAAAAAUUAGAAGAAAUUUUUAACUUAGAGGAAAACGCUUUAUAUGAAAGGAAAAAAGAAAUCAAUGAUAUUGUUGAAAAAGUGCUUAUAAAUCUACUUCAAGAAGAAAAUAAAAAAAAAAAUGAUGAUUUACGUAUAAAAGAUGAAGACAUGAACAGUGUAGAAACCAAUGAUGAUGGAGAUGAAAAUAGUAUACUAGCGAAUUCAAGCAAAAUGAACAGUAACCAGAGGAAUAAAAACAGAAGUGAAGAAGUUAAAAAUGAAAACAGUAUUGAUGAUAAAUCAUUGUGCGCACAAUCAGAUAGUAAUGAUAAUAAAAAUUCCUCAAAAAAGAGAAAAAAAGGUGGUAAUGAAUCUCUUUCAGCUAGAAAAAAACAAGCGAAUGUGAUGACAAAAGACUAUUUUUUAGACAGCGCAAAAACAUUAUUAUGCAAUAUCUCGGAAAACAUAAAAUUGAAACUAGAACCAAGAAUAUUCAGUACAGGAAGUUGCGGAUGGCAUAUUAUGGAUAAAGUUUAUCUUUUAGUUGGAGAUCAUAAUGUCCUUUGUCAGCUUUGCAUUAACUGUUCAGUUAUUGGUAGCAAACAGUGGAAUUAA
Molecule: messenger RNA, 696 nt
Organism: Plasmodium malariae
Lineage: Eukaryota; Apicomplexa; Aconoidasida; Haemosporida; Plasmodiidae
Product: conserved Plasmodium protein, unknown function
Exons: 6
Coding region: 1-696 (231 amino acids)
Source: RefSeq, a predicted model, not a curated record